AUCAACCGCCACUGCGCUGGAGGAAGGCUGUGGGUGACGACGACGCCGCCGCCGCCAACAAUGACCAAUUAUUGAAAAAUUCGAAUCUCUGAUCAGAGUGCGCGCGGCUCGAUUAAGACGACCGACGACGACGUCGAUUGACUGCUGCUCUCCGGCUCUGCUCAAAACAAGAGUGUCGUUUGACAAAGACUGCGGAGAGUGAGAGUGUGAUGGUGGCGCGCGAAAACAGAGGCAAUUUUUAAUGGAUUUUAAAUAUGGUCUCCCUCGAAACGCCGGUCGUCACCACCGCACCGACGGCGGCGUCGGAGUCUUGGACGCGCGUUGACACAGUUCAAAUUUGCAGGCUGCGCGCAGAAGCUCUCGGCGGUUGACGGCUCGCGGACUCCCGUGGCGGAUCGUCAAGUUACGUAUUGUGGUUUAACACAUGGUCUAUCAAUUAUCACAUUUUGUGGGGUUGUUUGUGGCGUUGAUUGCUGAAAAAGAGAAGAUUUGACAAAAAGUGACUUACUUUUAAGAGAAAAGUUUCAAAAAAGUGAUCAAAAUGUGCACCUGUUGACAGAUUUGUUCAAAAGUCAAUAGUGAUCAAGAGAAAAAAAGGAGACGAAUCAAAGUUCGUUAAAAAACGAGGAAGUGGCAGAUGUGGCAGAAUGUUCGAUCACUGCAAGCGAACCCUGCUGUCAGCUGUGGCGGUCGUGUGUCUCCACUUGACAGGAUCCAGCGCCUUCGACGUGUACUGGAACAUCCCGACGUUCAUGUGCACCCGGUACAAGCUGGACUUUGCCAGCCUGGGGGCCACCUACGGCCUGUACCAGAACACCAACGACACAUUCCGGGGCGAAACCAUCGCCAUUCUGUACGAUCCGGGCAACUUUCCAGCGCUGUUCGAGCAAAGUUCCACCAAAAAGCUGUACCGCCGAAACGGGGGUGUGCCCCAGGCCGGAAAUCUCUCGGACCACUUGGAGGUGUUCCGACGGCACAUGGACGAGCUGGUCGUCGACCGGAACUUUGCAGGAGUUGGCAUAAUCGACUUUGAAUCGUGGCGGCCAAUUUACCGGCAGAACUUUGGCUCACUCCAACCGUACAAGGAGCUGUCGAUGAAGCUGGAAAAGGAGCGACACCCGCGGUACAGUGACAAGCAGCUGGAGGCCGAGGCCACCAAGAGGUUCGAAGCAACAGGACGGGACUUUAUCGCCCGCACGCUGGCCCUGGCCCGGCAGCUGCGACCCCGGGCGGCCUGGGGCUAUUACGCCUUCCCGUACUGCUUCAACAUGAACGGCCAAAAGCAGGAGGACUGCUCGCCGGAGGUGCAGCGGGAAAAUGACCGCAUCCAGUGGAUGUUUGACGGGUCGGACAUUAUCUACCCGUCGGUCUAUCUGCGGGAGAAGCUCAGCCCGGGCGAGCGGGUCAAGCUGAUCCGGGGCCGCGUCCGGGAAGCGGUCCGGGUGGCCAAACGGGCCAAGACCGGCCCGUCCCGGCCCCGGGUGCUCACGUACAUCCGGUACGUCUACACCGACAGCAUCAAGUACUUGACGGAGGUGAGUGGUGUGGGGUCCAAAAUCUCGGAGUUGGCACGGCGGGAGUUAACGAAAUUGCAUGCCAUUUGUUUUCGGGGAUGCCAGGGGGGGCUUACGUUUUGCGGAAGUUGCACUGCAUGGUUGAACACCAACUGA
Messenger RNA from Culex pipiens pallens (northern house mosquito), 1670 nucleotides. RefSeq names its product hyaluronidase Tab y 2.0101-like. The transcript is spliced from 5 exons. The record is from RefSeq and is a predicted model, not a curated record. Gene Ontology annotation, biological process: hyaluronan catabolic process; defense response; carbohydrate metabolic process. Gene Ontology annotation, molecular function: hyalurononglucosaminidase activity. NCBI's taxonomy places the organism in Eukaryota, Metazoa, Arthropoda, Insecta, Diptera, Culicidae. Bases 648 to 1670 code for a protein of 340 amino acids.